Molecule: messenger RNA, 414 nt
Organism: Melampsora larici-populina 98AG31
Lineage: Eukaryota; Fungi; Basidiomycota; Pucciniomycetes; Pucciniales; Melampsoraceae
Exons: 5
Coding region: 1-414 (137 amino acids)
Source: RefSeq, a predicted model, not a curated record
AUGAUGUUAUUGGUCAAAAUCUUAUCCAGAAUUCUUGCCCUUGCAGCUACGAUGGCAAUAGAAACUUCACAUCAAGUUGGGAACGUGACUUGUCAUCCGGGAGCGAUCCAGCCUAUCAGAGAGGUUGAUUGCGAUCACGCCAUAAACUCAACAAUUCGCAAAGAUCUGAUCCAAGUGGAUAAGACAAUCGAGAUUUUUCAUGGAAGUUGUAAGGUUCGCUUGCAAGCCGUGAAUGUGACAAAACUUGAGCUUGAUCCUGCCACAGUAAGGCAAGCCAAACUGAAAAUCCUCAACACAUGUGAAAACUAUCCUGGCUUUGUUUGUAUCACCAGCAAUAUCUCUAUUGCGAUCACUUACAGUGAAGCAGGACUUGAUCCAGCAAUUCAUAUAAAAGAUAAAACUGAGAAUUAUUAG